Molecule: messenger RNA, 1202 nt
Organism: Ixodes scapularis (black-legged tick)
Lineage: Eukaryota; Metazoa; Arthropoda; Arachnida; Ixodida; Ixodidae
Exons: 2
Coding region: 258-1127 (289 amino acids)
Molecular function (GO): zinc ion binding; nucleic acid binding
Source: RefSeq, a predicted model, not a curated record
AUCUAAUGUCAUGUGUCGGUUAACUGUGACGUCACUCUUUAACCUAUAGAUAGCGCGGCUGCUAUCAGUAUAAAAGCAGCCAUGAGUGUGCCUACGGGGUUGUUGUAUUCUUGGCAUCAUCGAAUAAACAUGCAAGCUGCAGAACUGAGUACUUCCCUUGAGGCUAAAACAGUGGCGACGAGUAUGAGAUAGCCGAGAAGACAGAAGCCAGCACUGUCAUCGGCAAAAACCCAAGCGCCUUGACCGAGGACCACGGGAUGGCUUCGUGCGGCGGCCGGUUCGAGCAGUUCAUAGAAGAUGGGGAGGAAGACUUCGAGUCGUACGUCGAGCGGAUGGAACACUAUCUUCGAGCAACGAAGGUGAGCGACGACUUGAAAGUCUCGGUCUUCGUAACGGCCAUCGGGAAGCAAGCGUACCGCACGUUGAAGACGCUGUUAACACCAGUGAAGCCAGAACAAAAGGACUAUGCGCAUCUGGUCGCGGUCCUCAGGGAGCAUUACGCUCCGAAGCCGAUGGUAAUCGCCGAGCGAUUCAGAUUCAACCGGAGGGCCCAGCUCGAGAAGGAAACGGUGGCGACAUACACGGUUGAGUUAAAAAGGCUCGCGGCCACCUGCGAGUUCGGGCAGUUCCUGGAUGAAGCACUCCGGGACCGUUUUGUCGCGGGGCUAAAGGACCAGGCAGCCCAAGCAGAGCUUCUAAAAAAGAAAACUCUAACUUUUUCGGCGGCAUGCGACAUUGCCAGAAGCAUUGAACUCGCACGAGCAGAGACCAAGAUAUUUCAGCCAGCAGCCUCUGAACAACUAGAGGUGAACGCCGUCCAACGUCUAGGCCCAAACAGGAACGUCGGAGCGGCUACCAGGAAGGCGACGAUGGAAGUCAACACUGAGAGGCCCGAGGCGUCAGGCUGUUUCCGCUGCGGAGCACCCCAUCACGAGUCAAGUUGCCCGUUUCGGAAGUACAAGUGCCGAGCGUGUAGACGAGUGGGACACUUGGCAAGGGCCUGCAAAGCAACGUCCCGUUUGGUGCAAGCCGUGGACGACAGUAGUGUUACAGGAACACACCCACCGGGACAACCGAUGAAACUCCGGCCCAGCUGUUCCUGUCCUGGAGGCCCAGAACAAGACUGAGUCUGCUGCACCCCGACAUAGAGCAACGAAUGAAAAAGAGACUCGAGCGAACCAAAGAAUACGCAGACCAGCACC